Molecule: messenger RNA, 1852 nt
Organism: Vicia villosa (hairy vetch)
Lineage: Eukaryota; Viridiplantae; Streptophyta; Magnoliopsida; Fabales; Fabaceae
Product: beta-glucosidase 11-like
Exons: 10
Coding region: 15-1493 (492 amino acids)
Biological process (GO): carbohydrate metabolic process
Molecular function (GO): beta-glucosidase activity
Source: RefSeq, a predicted model, not a curated record
AAGCAAAACCCAACAUGUCUUUUUCUUUGACAGUGUUAAUAGUAGUUCUCCUCCUUCCUGUUGCUUACAGUUUGAGCAGAGAUGAAUUCCCUUCUGAAUUUGUGUUUGGUGCAUCAACCUCUGCUUACCAGGUUGAAGGUGCAGCAAACGAAGAUGGUAGGAAACCAAGCAUAUGGGAUACCUUUUCCCAUGCUGGAAAUGCAAAUAUGUACAAAGGUGAUGGAGAUGUUGCAUGUGAUGGAUAUCAUAAAUAUAAGGAAGAUGUGCAACUCAUGGCUAAUACAGGUUUAGAUGCCUAUAGAUUUUCAAUUUCAUGGUCAAGACUUAUUCCAGAUGGAAGAGGACCAAUCAAUCCCAAAGGACUUGAAUAUUACAACAACCUCAUAAAUGAACUGAUAAGCCAUGGGAUCCAACCACAUGUUACAUUACACCAUUGGGAUCUCCCGCAAACACUUGAAGACGAAUACGAAGGAUGGAUUAGUAAAAAAAUUGUGUAUGAUUUCACAGCAUAUGCAGAUGUAUGCUUCAGAGAAUUUGGUGAUAGAGUUAAGCAUUGGACGACAGUGAAUGAGGUUAAUGUGUUUGCAAUGUUUGGCUAUGGUGUUGGAACAGUACCACCUCAGAGGUGUUCUCCUUUUGCUAUAGCUAACUGUUCAAGAGGAAAUUCUUCAACUGAGCCGUAUUUAGCAGCACAUCAUAUGUUGUUAGCACAUGCUUCGGUUGCAAGCUUGUAUAACAAGAAAUAUAAGGGAGUACAACAUGGGUUUAUUGGGUUGAAUAUUCUUACUAUUGGGUUUGUUCCACUCACAAAUACUAGUGGAGACAUUAUUGCCACUCAAAGGGCCAGAGACUUUUGGAACGGGUGGAUACUAAAUCCAUUAACAUUUGGUGAUUAUCCUGAUAUAAUGAAACGGAAUGUUGGCUCAAGACUUCCUUCCUUCGCUAAAAAAGAAUCAAAUCUGGUCAAAAACUCAUUUGAUUUCAUUGGAAUAAACUUUUACAACACAUUUUCUGUUAACAACUACUCCGAAAGCCUGAACAUGGAGGAUAGAGAUUUCAUGCAAGAUAUGGCAGUAGAAAUUACAAUGCUUCCUGAAAAUGAUACAUUUAUAGACACGGCGCUAGAUUCCUUGAAGAAUGACUAUGGAAGUAUUCCAAUUUAUAUACAUGAAAAUGGCCACAAAACACCUCAUAAUUCAUCAUUGAAUGAUUUUUCUAGGAUAGAGUACUUGAAUAAAUACAUUGGGAGCAUAGCUAAAGCAAUAAGGAGUGGAUCAAAUAUAAAAGGCUAUUUUGUAUGGUCCUUUAUGGAUGUGUUCGAAAUACUUACUGGAUAUGAAGUAAGUUUAGGCCUAUACUACAUAGAUUUGAAAGAUCCAAACUUGAAGAGACAACCUAAACUCUCUGCUAAAUGGUACUCAAGUUUUCUGAAAAAUAAACCUAUGGACUCAAAGAUUAUUAUGGAAAUUGGGAGUGAUGCGUCUUUGUUAUAAUGCCAAGUAAUCUCAUUGCUUUGUGCUAUCAUGUGAAUGAUUGAAUAAAAAGAAUGUGUUCCAAAGAAUGUGGUCCGUGAUGCCGAAUAUGAAAGAUAGGAGAUUUUUAUCAACACAAUAUCAUGUAAUGGUCCUAUUAUAUGAUGAAAAUUUUAAUAAAAUGCUUUCUCAAGCAUGUCAGCAUGUUUUGGUUAAAUCUUGUUGUCCAAGUUAUCACAUCAUAUUGUAUGAGUGUUUAUUUUCUUCCUGGUUCUUUGAAGAAGUUACUCAAGAUGAUGAGUGAUGACAACCUGUUGUAAGGAAUUACUUACUUUCUGACAUAUAAGAGAAAUCUAAUAAAAGAUACUAUUUUUCUUUAA